GAAUCCACGUGACAAACUGCGCUGCUUUUUUUGUGUGGUUAGGGGCAAUCUCUGGAAGUCCCCUAAGGGAAGCUCUUCAGAAGGAUGUGCUGGUGGGGAGAAUAAUUGGAGGCCACGAGGCCGAACCACGCAGCUGGAAAUGGCAGGUAUCACUUCAGAUUGCCUAUGCUGAUGACCCGUGGUUCUACUCUCACAUUUGCGGUGGAACCCUUAUCAGCAGCAAAUGGGUCAUGACUGCAGCCCAUUGCCUCAGCGUGCCACCAGGCGCAGCCUACCGAAUGGCUCUGGGUGAGCACGAUCUCUUGGAGGUGGAUGGCAUCGAGUACUAUAUUGAUGUGGAUAGAGUCUUCUUUCAUGAUGACUGGAAUCCCAAUAACAUUGCCAAUGGGCAUCACAUUGCCCUGCUGCGCCUUGAUUCUUCUGCCUAUGACAAUGGGUUCGUUGAGCUGGGAAUGCUUCCACCUGCAGGAGAAAUUUUGCCCAAUAACUACCCCUGCUAUAUUACUGGAUGGAGGGUGGUUACGAGUGGCACCAGCAUGGACAGACUGCAGGAGGUGAUGCUGCCGGUGGUCAACCAUGAGAUCUGCUCCCAGGAUGGCUGGUGGGGAUCUCAAGCAAAAGCCACUAUGAUCUGUGCAGGCGGAGACGGCGUGAGGGCUGGAUGCAGUGGUGACUCCGGGGCUGCUACAAAGACAAUCGCUGAGAAGUCCAUGGGAUUGUCAUUUUGGGCUAGUUCCUUCUGUAACACAUACAAGAAGCCAAGAGUCUUCACACGUGUGUCAGCCUACGUGGACUGGAUCUACAGUCCACUAGAGGGCAUUGGCAAACCGAAGGAAUAUCCGACACGGUUGUCACCGCCUGCUAAAGAAGUUUUGAGGGCCGAGAACGAUAAAAUGGCAAAAAUGAUGGGUAUUUGGGAGUAUGACUACAAUGGUCUCCCCUGCCUCCCGACAGCUAUUCGACCUUAA
This is a messenger RNA of Leptosomus discolor (cuckoo roller), 968 nucleotides long. NCBI's taxonomy places the organism in Eukaryota, Metazoa, Chordata, Aves, Leptosomiformes, Leptosomidae. The record is from RefSeq and is a predicted model, not a curated record.